Molecule: messenger RNA, 3344 nt
Organism: Salvia hispanica
Lineage: Eukaryota; Viridiplantae; Streptophyta; Magnoliopsida; Lamiales; Lamiaceae
Product: calmodulin-binding transcription activator 6
Biological process (GO): regulation of transcription by RNA polymerase II
Cellular component (GO): nucleus
Molecular function (GO): protein binding; transcription coregulator activity; double-stranded DNA binding
Source: RefSeq, a predicted model, not a curated record
UGUACGUCAACAAUCGACUCGUCACACUCAUAAAUCAGUCCAUUAUUUUCAGACACCCCUUUUUUCAGCUCUCAUUCUUUUCAAUCCGCCACUGCUCCCAGCAUGAAUUCUUCAGCAUAAAAUGGAGAAAAGAUCGCCUUUUUACCGAUUUUCGAUGCUUCCCUGAACCUAAAUCAUCUUUUAACUCGACAAUUUUACAGUUUUUUGGUGGCGUGGAGGAGUGAUCUGCUGACUAGAGAUGGAGGGUGGGCUAGUUGGGUCGGAGAUUCAUGGCUUCCGCACCAUGGAAGAUUUGGAUUUCCCGAAUAUCUCGGAGGAGGCCACGUCAAGAUGGCUCCGACCAAAUGAGAUUCACGCGAUUCUCAGCAACCACAAGUAUUUUUCUGUUCACGUCAAACCCAUGAAUUUGCCAAAAAGUGGCACAAUUGUGUUGUUUGAUCGUAAGAUGCUCCGGAAUUUUCGGAAAGAUGGCCAUAACUGGAAAAAGAAGAAGGAUGGAAAAACUGUUAAAGAAGCUCAUGAACACUUAAAAGUUGGCAACGAAGAAAGAAUCCAUGUAUACUAUGCUCAUGGAGAAGACAAUACUACUUUUGUUCGCAGAUGUUAUUGGCUUCUUGACAAGUCUCUGGAACAUAUUGUUCUUGUGCAUUAUCGUGAGACUCAAGAGUUGCAGAACUCCCCAGCACCAACGGUAAAGUCGCCGAUUGCUACUUGGACUUUGCCUGAAGGAUCCGAGCCUGCAAUAGACUCACUGUAUUAUGAUGGCAGCAUGCCAAUCUUAGAGCGUAAUGACAGUGUGGUGAUUAAAACUCAUGAACAGAGACUUCAUGAGAUCAAUACACUCGACUGGGAUGAGCUUGUGGUGCCAAUUGAUCCCAACAACCACAAUUCACCACAAGAAGGUAAUAGUGCAGGAUUUGAGUUGCCAAAUCAACAUCACAUGAACAACUAUAAAAUUAGCAAUGAUGCAAGAUCAACUAAUAAAUUAUCACCAGAAAGCUCGGACAACAGUUACUCUGGACAGGUUGCUCACUCAGUCAAUUACAAAAUCCCCAACAAUUCAUCCUACCAGACAGUGGGCCAUGAGACAACUUUUAGUUCGGAUACUAGAAUUUCCGGACUUGUGACGUUAGGUGGAGCUGGUAAUGGCAUGCUUUCCGUGGGUGCAGACAGUUCACUAUCACCGGAUAGUUUUGGAACAACACAUGUGAUUGCGGGAUCUCCGGAAUCAGUUGACAAUCAAUCCUUGGAAUCCUCACUUUUAAAUCCGCAUCAAUCCUUCUCGUAUGACAUGAAGGAUAAUCAUCACCACUCUCCAUUGGGGCAGAUAUUCAACGUAACUGAUAUCUCCCCGUCAUGGGCUCUUUCGACUGAGGAGACAAAGAUCUUGGUAGUGGGGUUUUUCAGUGACGGGCACCAACACCUUGCAGAUUCCAAGCUGUAUCUUUCUUGUGGAGAUUUGGUCAUUCCAGUCGAAGUUGUACAAGCAGGAGUAUUCCGAUGUUUAAUUUCAUCUCAAGCUCCUGGAUUGGUGAAUCUGUUCAUGACUUUCGAUGGUCAUACACCCAUCAGCCAAGUCCUCACUUUUGAAUUCCGUGCUCCUAUACAACCCAAAGGAUUCGUUUCAGCCGAAAACAUAGACAAUUGGGAGGAAUUUCAGCUCCAGAUGAGACUUUCUCGUCUUUUGUUUUCAUCAUCCAAGGACUUGUUGAAUAUCUACUCGUCUAAACCAUCCCCGACUGCUUUAAAGGAAGCCAAAGUUUUUGCUAAGAACACUUCUGGCAUUUCUCAUGAAUGGGGGGAUUUGUUGAAAAUGAUCGAAGAAGCGAAAAUGUCUUUUCCCCGGGCAAAAGAAAGGCUGUUUGAAUUGACUUUGCAGAAUAAGCUACAGGAAUGGUUGCUAGAAAAAGUGGCGACUGGGUGUAAUAUUACUGAUCGUGACGAACAAGGUCAAGGUGUUAUUCAUUUGUGCGCUGUCCUUGGAUAUACGUGGGCAGUUCGCCUGUUUUCGCGUUCUAGCUUAUCAUUGGAUUAUCGAGACAAAUAUGGAUGGACGGCCCUGCAUUGGGCUGCAUAUUAUGGGAGGGAGAAAAUGGUGGCAGUCCUUUUAUCUGUCGGGGCGAAGCCAAAUUUAGUCACAGAUCCAACCUCACUAAACCCUGGUGGAUGCACUGCUGCUGAUCUUGCUUCUUUGAGUGGUCACGAGGGUUUGGCAGCUUUUCUGGCUGAGAAGGCUUUGGUUGCCCAAUUUAAGGAUAUGACGUUGGCUGGAAACGUUAGUGGCUCGCUGCAAACAACCACAAAUGACAUGGUGGACACCGGGAGUUUCACCGAGGAGGAGGUGUAUUUGAAGGAUACCCUUGCAGCUUAUCGAACAGCAGCUGAUGCAGCGGCACGUAUCCAGGCUGCAUUCAGAGAACAUGCUCUCAAAGUCCAGACAUUAGCAGUUGAGGCGUCGAACCCAGAGAUCGAAGCACAAAACAUAGUUGCAGCGAUGAGGAUCCAGCAUGCUUUCCGCAACUACGAAACACGCAAAAAGAUCGCGGCCGCCGCCAGGAUCCAGUACAGAUUCCGUACAUGGAAGAUCCGCAAAGAUUUCCUUACCAUGCGCCGUCAAGCCAUUAGAAUUCAGGCUAACUUCCGCGGCUUCCAAGUUCGGAGGCAAUACCGUAAAAUCUGUUGGUCUGUUGGUAUCCUCGAGAAAGCAAUACUGCGAUGGCGCCGGAAAAGGAAAGGCUUCUGCGGACUUGAAGUCCAAGCUGAUGAGACUCUGCGAGAUCCAAAUCAAGAAAGUGACGUGGAAGAGGACUUCUUCAAGGCCAGCAGGAAGCAAGCUGAGGAGCGUGUCGAGAGGUCCGUUGUCAAAGUGCAGGCAAUGUUCCGUUCGAGACGAGCGCAGGAAGAGUACAGAAGGAUGAAACUAGAAUGCAAUCAACUGGAAUACGAAGAACUACUCCGUUCUGAUACUGAAAUGGGAUGAGAAAGGUGUUUCUAGCACGGUAAAAAAGCUCAUCUCGACUCGACUGGACUCUGCGUAGAUUUGUAAAUUUUUAAACUUGAGUAGGCCCUUUUGUUUGGAUGAUUGCAUCUCUCCCCCUUUACAAGUUAUAUGGAGUUUUGGGGGAGGUCACUUCUCUUACUAGUGGAUCUUGAUUCUCAUGAAUCUUGUUUGCUGAUGGCCCCUUUUUAGACACAAAUGACUAAUAUAGUGCCUCUUUAGUGUUUUGCAUAUGUUGUAUAUAUAUUGAUGAUGUCAUAUUGUACACAUGUGUAUAGUGAUGAUGUCACAAUAUACUUGCGUAUUGGACUCCUUGCUUAAUACUUAAUAUUAUGCAAUUUGUAUA